ACCACUUUUCUAAUUAUUAAGUUAUUGUGAUUUCACUGUAUUUUACGUAAAUUCACAAUUCCAUUCCAUUGCAAAUACAAAAUUCUAUUUUGUUUAGUCCUUCAUCAGUUGUUAAUUUCAUUAUUAUUCUUUUAUUAGUCUAUAUAAAAAACAAAUAGCAAAAAUCGUCUGUAUUUACAAUUCGUAUGUUAAAUGUUGAUGUUGCAGUAUGUAUUAAAUUUUUGAUCUGGAAACCAUAAAUUUACUAUUUCGAUGUGGUUUGUAAAAAAAUCUAAUUCCUAUUUUAUUAAAAUUGGUUGAUAUAUGACGAUUAUGGAUAUGAGGACUUUCAGUGAACUAGUAUAUGAUGAAUAUGCUAUCGCGGAACUUGUUCCUGACCAUAUACUGGAAAAUAUUUUUUCAUAUCUUAAUCUGAGAGAUCUUUUACAUUGUUCACUAGUGUGCAAGAGCUGGUAUAGAAUUCUCAAUGACGAAAAUAAUGAUGUAUGGAGAUUACAAUGUGUUAAAAGAUUGGCUACAGAAAUACUGAAAUCUGACUUACUUUCUACAGUAAAUACUUAUAAAUCAAAACUAAGGGCAUUCUUCCAUGCUUGGAAUUCACAUGAUUGCUCAAGAAAUAUAUAUGUCAAACCGAAUGGAUUCACUCUACACAGAAAUCCUGUAGCACAGAGUACUGAUGCAUGUAGAGGGAAGAUUGGAUUUUAUUAUGGUCGCCAUGCCUGGGAAGUAAUAUGGGAAGGGCCUUUAGGCACAGUUGCUGUAGUAGGUAUAUCAACAAAAGAGUCUCAACUUCAAUGCCAAGGAUAUGUUGGGUUACUAGGCUCAGAUGAACAAAGUUGGGGAUGGAAUUUAGUUGACAACCACCUGUUGCAUAAUGGGGAUACACAAGGACAUUAUCCACUUUUAAAUAAUUGCCCUAAAUACCAAGUUGGUGAACGUAUUAGAGUGAUAUUGGAUUGUGAGGAGAAUACUUUAUCAUUUGAAAAAAACUUCGAAUUUUUAGGAGUUGCUUUCAAAGGCCUUCCAAACGAGAAAUUAUAUCCCACAGUGUCUGCUGUCUAUGGAAAUACUGAAGUAUCUAUGGUCUAUUUAGGACCACCAGUGGAUGGCUGAUAGUAAAUGGUGUCU
This is a messenger RNA of Achroia grisella, 1128 nucleotides long. It is a transcript of the gene Fsn, whose product is annotated as F-box/SPRY domain-containing protein 1. Gene Ontology annotation, cellular component: SCF ubiquitin ligase complex; synapse. The record is from RefSeq and is a predicted model, not a curated record. Bases 304 to 1113 code for a protein of 269 amino acids. Gene Ontology annotation, molecular function: protein binding. The transcript is spliced from 4 exons. Gene Ontology annotation, biological process: proteasome-mediated ubiquitin-dependent protein catabolic process; synapse assembly involved in innervation. Lineage: Eukaryota; Metazoa; Arthropoda; Insecta; Lepidoptera; Pyralidae.